GACCAAGCUGCGCUGGGGGACCCGGCAGCGGGACGGACCGCGGCGGGGCCGUGGCGGGAGCGGGCCGGGGGGGGGGGGGGUGGCGGGGCCGCCAUGUACGCGGGGCUGCAGGAGCUGGGGGUGGCCAACGGCGAGGACCUCAAGGAGACGCUGACCAACUGCACGGAGCCGCUCAAGGCCAUCGAGCAGUUCCAGACAGAAAAUGGAGUCCUGCUGCCCUCCCUGCAGUCGGCGCUGCCCUUCCUGGACCUGCACGGCACCCCCCGGCUGGAGUUCCACCAGUCAGUGUUCGACGAGCUGAGGGAGAAGCUGCUGGAGCGGGUCUCAGCCAUCGCUUUGGAAGGGAAAGUUGAGGAAAGGUACAAGAAGCUGGAAGAUCUCCUGGAGAAAAGCUUUUCCUUGGUCAAGAUGCCUUCCAUACAGCCCGUGGUAAUGUGUGUCAUGAAGCACUUGCCCAAGGUCCCUGAGAAGAAGCUGAAGCUGGUAAUGGCUGAUAAGGAUUUGUAUAAAGCAUGUGCAGUGGAGGUGAAGCGCCAGAUUUGGCAGGAUAACCAGGCUUUGUUUGGUGAUGAGGUAUCUCCGCUGCUGAAGCAAUAUAUCCUGGAGAAAGAAAACAUUCUCUUCAGCAACGAAAUUUCUGUCUUGAACAAUUUCUUCAGUCCGUCUCCCAAAGCAAGACGUCAGGGAGAGGUGGUUCAGAAGCUGACUCAGAUGAUUGGGAAGAAUGUGAAGCUCUACGAUAUGGUGUUGCAGUUUCUGAGAACCUUAUUCCUUCGGACAAGGAAUGUUCAUUACUGCACGCUACGGGCAGAGCUCCUGAUGUCGCUGCAUGACCUGGAAAUCAGUGAAAUCUGCACCGUUGACCCCUGUCAUAAGUUCACCUGGUGCCUUGAUGCCUGCAUUCGGGAGAAGUUUGUGGACAACAAGAGAGCUCGGGAAUUGCAAGGAUUUUUGGAUGGAGUGAAGAAGGGACAAGAACAAGUCUUGGGGGACUUAUCAAUGAUCUUGUGUGAUCCCUUUGCAAUUAACACCUUAGCCUUGAGUACCAUAAGGCACCUCCAGGACCUGGUUGGGCAGGACACCUUACCCAGGGAAAGUCCAGAUCUGCUACUGCUCCUUAGGAUGCUGUCUUUGGGACAGGGGGCCUGGGACAUGAUUGACAGUCAAGUCUUCAAGGAACCAAAAAUGGAAGUUGAGCUGAUCACUAAGUUCUUGCCUAUGCUGAUGUCUUUUGUGGUGGAUGACCACACGUUCAAUGUAGAUCAGAAACUGCCCUCGGAGGAGAAGGGGCCAAUUCCCUACCCCAGCACCAUUCCUGAAGCUUUCACCAAAUUCUUGCAGGAUAAUAGAAUAGCUUGUGAGAUUGGGCUAUACUACAUCCUUCACAUCACUAAACAGAGGAACAAGAAUGCUUUCCUCAGGCUUCUGCCAGCACUAGUUGAGACAUUCAGUGACCUGGCCUUCAGUGACAUAUUUCUGCAUCUGCUCACUGGUAACCUCACGCUGCUGGGUGAUGAAUUUGCACUCGAGGAGUUCUGCAACAGUCUCUUUGAUGGCUUCUUUCUCACUGCUUGCUCAAGAAAGGAGAAUGUACAUAGACAUGUGCUGAGACUGCUGCUUCAUCUGCAUCACAAAGUGGCGCCUGCCAAAUUAGAGUCUCUCCAGAAGGCUUUGGAACCCACCAAACAGAGUGGGGAAGCUGUGAAGGAGCUUUAUAACCAACUCACUGAGAAACUGGAGCUUCGCAAGCCUAGUCCAGCCGAAGUGACUGAGACUCCCUCCAUGGAACUGCCCUUGCCCACUGUGCCCACACCAGCCUCACGCUGAGCUAUGUCUGUAGUGCAAGAGUGAGACAUGAGAAAAACUAAACUAGUGCUCAGCAGCGUGAAGGCACUGUACUGCCUUGUCAAAUGUCUCUGCCUACAGGGUGGAAACAAACAAAAAAAGCCACUGAAGCUCUUUCAGGAAACACUGCAGUUUACCCAACUCACUGGCUCUUGCUGGUUAGAAAACUCUGUAUGCGGUGCAUUGCAGAGGUUUAAUUUUCUUAAAGAUAGCUGAGUGUCUUCUUGUAGAUCACUUAAAACUGACUGUACAAUUUUUUUUUCAAAAACAAAAGGCGUAUUUUUAAGCUUUGCAUCUUGUAUUCUUAAACUUUAUUUCAAGAACUGAUAAAUGAGAGUCUAACUUAGGGCUGAGCAGAUAGCGUGAACUCCUGAAGGCUAAGCAUAACUUUUUUCCUGGCUGUUAGUGUGCUCCUCUGGGUCUUUAGAUCAGAUGCUCAGCAGAUGGAAAUGUCAGAGGAAAUAAGCUCCACUGAUAUGAUUUCCUGUUUGAGGUUCUAGCUCUUUGCUACGUGGUAAGACAUGCUGUGUUUCUCAGGGAUGUCUAUCACUGUCAGUAGACCAAGAAGCAAUGAGCAGCCAUCUUAUUGAAGAAGGCCAGAAAUUGAGUCUGGCUCUUGCUUGCCUUUUCUCCGCACUUUUCUUCAAAGGAGUAGUUUUAAGUGAAUCUUGGAGCCAGUGAAGUAAAACCAGAACUACUAUGUUCCCAAGUGGCAGUGGGGUUUGAGUGUAGGUUUAAAGUGAAAUUCUAACUGAAAAAAUAGCCUGUAUCCUCAUGGCUUAUCUGUGUUGCUGUCUGUACUGAUACUGUUCUGCUUUUACUGCUGCCUCAGUGUAAAUGUCAGGCAGAGUGUGCAGGAAGGUGAGCAUGGGAAAAGAAUAAGCUGUGUGAGUUUACAAGUGACUUUGCAUUGAUUUCAGCAGGCACAAUAUAUCUGAAAAGAUUCUCACUGUUCCUCUAA
Messenger RNA from Oxyura jamaicensis (ruddy duck), 2806 nucleotides. It is a transcript of the gene NELFB, whose product is annotated as negative elongation factor complex member B. The coding region runs from base 94 to 1827 and encodes 577 amino acids. The transcript has 13 exons. Gene Ontology annotation, biological process: negative regulation of transcription elongation by RNA polymerase II. Gene Ontology annotation, cellular component: nucleus; NELF complex. The record is from RefSeq and is a predicted model, not a curated record. Lineage: Eukaryota; Metazoa; Chordata; Aves; Anseriformes; Anatidae.